This is a messenger RNA of Rubroshorea leprosula, 2001 nucleotides long. Lineage: Eukaryota; Viridiplantae; Streptophyta; Magnoliopsida; Malvales; Dipterocarpaceae. The record is from the annotation of a GenBank genome assembly.
CAAAAAUCAUGAAAUUCUAUAUUAAAUUGAUCAGGCUACAUCGUAGCCUUAGAUGGCAAAAUUAGUUCAUACUAAACAUGAUAAAAUCUGAGAUUAAAUUGAUGAACCAAAAUUCCAUAUCCAAACAAAGGAAAAAUAAGUCUAGAAGAGCAAAAACCCAAUUUGUAGAACUCCGAUCAGUGGCCUGAAGUGCUGCGCUUGUCCCUUUGUUUUGGAUUGAAGUGUCCAGCGGCUGCCCUUGCGUCUGCCGUUACCCACACAGAAUCUGCCUCAAACUCGCCUCAAAGCUCUCUGCCGGCUGCCUCCUUGAUUUCUCUCGGAAGUCUCUUUGAUUUCUGCCGUCACCUCUCCACACCGAAGUCUCCAGCGGCUGCCUCCUCUUUAUAUUCAAUAAUGUCCUGAUAUUAUGGAACCUAAAACAGUUCGAAAGGCACUUCAAAGCACACAUUAGGUCAAAGCAAUGCAAGAAGAAAUUGAUGCUUUGCAUAAAAAUAACACCUGGACAUUAGUGCCACCACCAUCAGAGACAAAUAUAGUUGGGUCUAGAUGGGUUUUCAAAACCAAGCUUAACCCAAAUCGUACGGUGGGAAGGUUUAAAGCUCGUCUAGUAGCUAGAGGCUUUUCCCAAAUGCCAGGAGUGGACUUUGAGGAAACAUUUAGUCCUAUUCUUAAACCAACAACACUCUGGUUGGUUCUUGCCUUUGCGACAACUCUAGAAUGGCCAUUAAGGCAACUUGAUGUAAAGAAUGCCUUCCUCCAUGGCAAGCUCAAGGAAAUGGUUUAUAUGACACAACCACCAGGUUUUGAAGAUCCCAAAUAUCCUCACUAUGUGUGUCAACUCAAUUGCUCUAUCUAUGGUUUAAAGCAAGCUCCCAAGGCCUGGUGUGACACAUUCACACUAUACCUACUAAAAAUGGGUUUUCAUUGCAAUCAAGCUGAUUCUUCAUUCUUUGUUCUUCAUAAUCCAAAAGGAACAGCUUUUCUGCUUGUCUAUGUGGACGACAUUGUGCUCACGACUAGCUCCGAUGAUCUACUUCAGAACAUAAUUUCUCAUCUUAGUAGGGAAUUUGCUCUUAAGGAUCUUGGUGAUCUUCAAUAUUUCCUUGGUAUCGAGGUUGAUAAGUUUUCUGGUGGCAUAUUUCUAUCUCAAGCUAAGUAUGCUCAUGACAUUCUUACUCGAGCUUCAAUGUUGGAGGCAUCAUCCAUAGCUACUCCAUUAGCAACAAAGGAAAACACUACCUCAAGAGAUUGUGACCUCGUUGAUGCUCAUGAAUAUAGACGGAUUGUAGGGGCACUACAAUAUCUAACUAUAACCAAAAUUGGUAUAUGUCAUGCUGUAAAUAGAGAUUUUGUGAUGCAGAUUGGGAGGGCUGUCCUAUUACAUGAAGAAGCACUACUGGUUUUUCAUGGCCAAGAACAAAAGCACUCUCACUAUCCAAAAUUUCCAUCAAAUGGCAAGUUUGGUAUCUGUCAAAUUAUCAAGUACCAAUUUCUUGCUGUGGAAAUCUCAAGUUUACCCACUGAUUCGAAGUGCUCAGCUUCUCCAUCAUUUGGAAGAAGCAGCACCAGUGCAGACUAUCAUCAAGGACGUUGGAUUCUUGGAACCAUGAACGAAGAAUCACUUAGUUUGGUCGUUGGCUAUGACUCAGCUCUACAAAUUUGGAGGUGCCUUGAAGAGCAUUAUCUGGCGUCUUCAAAAGAAAGUGAAUUGCAUCUCAAGGGACAACUGGCUACCAAGCGAGGAGAUGGUGAAUCACUUGAUGAUUUCAUCAUAAAGUUUAAAAGGACAUGUGAUAAUCUAGCUGCUAUUUGCAAACCUGUUGCUAACCUUGAUAAAGUCUUUCAACUCUCCAGAGUUGUGGGAACUCGUUAUCAGCCUUACAACCUUGCUGUUCUCUCAAAAGCACCAUAUCCUACCUUCAAUCAAUACACUUCAGGCUUACUAAACAAUGAACGAGAUCUGCAGGUUUAGGAACAAGAACAUAAAUCACAAGUAUCUAC